Molecule: messenger RNA, 915 nt
Organism: Paramuricea clavata
Lineage: Eukaryota; Metazoa; Cnidaria; Anthozoa; Malacalcyonacea; Plexauridae
Source: the annotation of a GenBank genome assembly
CGUUUAAUCGAAGCUGUUCGUAAAGAAAAUAUAAGUGAGGUGAUCCUAUUGCUAGCUCACAGUGAGAGAAAAGAUGUCAAUGAAGGAGAAGAUGAUGAUUUAAUAAGAACUCCACUUCAUAUUUCUUCAUCUAAAGGAAAUGUUGUAUUGACGCUCUUAUUAAUAUGGGUAGGUUUUUUCUACUGCUAGCCGCGCUGCCCUAAACCACAGAGUUAAGUCUAUCACUGUUGAUCGAGGAUGGGGAAUCGACUUGUCACUUGUGUAGAGUAACUUCCCUGUGCUUGAAGAAUUUUCUUGGGUUUGUUCGGGUUUCCUCCAUCACGAAAAACUAACCCUUAGUUGUCGAGCAUCAAAUAACUCGUUAUCAUUUUUGUCACGCUAAGGAGAAGUGUUAUGUAUGGCCUGGCAAACAACAAGAGGCAGUAAGCUAGUUGGUACCUUAGGCUAACACACCCUUUCGAUAAUUACGUCGCACAUACUUUUUGGUCUUGGAGCCUCGCUCUCAUCAGUAAAUUACGCAAGGUGAUUGGCUCACGAUUCAUGAGAGCGAGGCUCCCAGGCCAAAUGACGUAAUUAUCGAAAGGGUGUAUUGGCAGAACCAGACUGCAGCUGCGCGUGCGCUAAUUUCAGCCCGGGCAACUCGUAUAACAACAGGGGGUAACAAGUUUAUUGUAUGAAUUGUUGUGGCAAAUCUAAACCCCUAAUGCCAACAUUCAAUUUUCAAACGCCCUCCUUUUUUUCCAGUAUUUUGCAGAUGUAACCUUGCUUGACGGCCAAGGUCGAACUGCAUUGUGGUAUGCACGAGAAAGUAGUAGCAGAGAAUGCGAAGAAAUAUUAAGAUAUAAUGGCUGUCAGAGCAUGGGUCGGUCUUUGUCAUGUAGUGGAUCUUCAAAUAGUGGUGAUCUAACAUCAUAG